GCCUUCCCCAGAUCCGCGUCCAGGACGCGCGCGCGGGCCGUGCGGUGCCAGGGCCGGGUCUCCACGCUCCCUCGGGGAUGCUGGGGCCUCCGAGGGCUCCGGAGGCGGCCGAGAGGAGGGACGAGGAGGCGCGGCUGUGAGUCGGGGGCGGGGACCCGGCGCCAGAGAGGCCAUCCCGCCCGCCCCCAAACGCGCGGUCCCGGUUUUCCCGCGCGGUGGCGGAGUCUGGGCUCCGCGCAGGGGAUCCCGCCCCUCCCCCGGCCGCCGGGCGCCCCCACGCCCACGUGAGCGCAGGGCGGGCCCCCAGCCCUCCGGCUGCACACCGCGUCCCGGCUCCGCGCGGGUGUCACCGCUGUGAGGUCCCCGCGGCCCCGGCCGGGCGUUUCUCCGGCUUCUGCGCCAGCGGCGGCUGCUCCACUCCGGCAAAGCGCGCAGGCCAAGGCGCGGGCGGGCCGCCCCGCCGCUCCGGACGCGGGUAGACCAUGAGUAGCCAUGGCAACAGCCUGUUUCUGCGGGAAAGCGGCCAGCGGCUGGGCCGGGUGGGCUGCCUGCAGCGGCUGCAGGAGAGCCUGCAGCAGAGAGCGCUGCGCACGCGCCUGCGCCUGCAGACGCUGACCCGGGAGCACGUGCUGCGCUUCCUGGGCCGCAACGCCUUCAUCCUGCUGACCGUCAGCGCGGUGGUCAUCGGGGUCAGCCUGGCCUUUGCCCUGCGCCCGUACCAGCUCACCUACCGCCAGAUCAAGUACUUCUCUUUCCCUGGGGAGCUUCUCAUGAGGAUGCUGCAGAUGUUGGUGCUGCCUCUCAUUGUCUCCAGCCUGGUCACAGGCAUGGCAUCUCUGGACAACAAGGCGACAGGACGGAUGGGCAUGAGAGCGGCCGUGUACUACAUGGUGACCACAGUCAUCGCAGUCUUCAUUGGCAUCCUCAUGGUUACCAUCAUCCACCCGGGGAAGGGUUCCAAGGAAGGGCUUCACCGCAAGGGCCGGGUGGAGCCCAUCCCCACAGCUGAUGCCUUCAUGGACCUGGUCAGAAAUAUGUUUCCACCCAACCUUGUGGAGGCCUGCUUCAAACAGUUCAAGACACAAUACAGCACCAGGGUGGUUACCAGGACCAUUGUGAGGACAGAGAAUGGGUCUGAGCUGAGCGCCUCCAUGUCCCCUCCAUCCUCAGUGGAGAACAGCACCAGCUUCCUGGAAAACGUCACCAGGGCCUUUGGCACCCUGCAGGAGGUGCUGAGCUUCGAGGAGACUGUACCGGUGCCCGGCUCGGCCAAUGGCAUCAAUGCCCUGGGCCUCGUGGUCUUCUCUGUGGCCUUUGGGCUGGUCAUUGGUGGCAUGAAGCAUAAGGGCCGAGUCCUGCGGGACUUCUUUGACAGCCUCAAUGAGGCUAUUAUGAGGCUGGUGGGCAUCAUUAUCUGGUACGCACCUGUGGGCAUCCUUUUCCUGAUUGCUGGGAAGAUAUUGGAGAUGGAAGACAUGGCCGUCUUGGGGGGCCAGCUGGGCAUGUACACCCUCACCGUCAUCGUGGGCUUGUUCCUCCAUGCUGGUGGCGUCCUCCCCCUCAUCUACUUCCUUAUCACCCACCGGAACCCCUUCCCCUUCAUCGGGGGCAUGCUGCAGGCUCUCAUUACUGCCAUGGGCACGUCUUCCAGCUCUGCCACACUGCCCAUCACCUUCCGUUGCCUGGAGGAGGGCCUGGGUAUUGACCGCCGCAUCACCCGGUUUGUGCUACCCGUGGGGGCCACUGUCAACAUGGAUGGCACUGCUCUCUACGAGGCCCUGGCUGCCAUCUUCAUUGCCCAAGUCAACAACCAUGAGCUCAACCUGGGCCAGAUUACAACCAUCAGCAUCACGGCCACAGCAGCCAGCGUUGGUGCUGCUGGCAUCCCCCAGGCGGGCCUUGUCACCAUGGUAAUUGUGCUCACAUCGGUUGGUUUGCCCACGGAGGACAUCACGCUUAUCAUAGCUGUGGAUUGGUUCCUUGACCGGCUUCGCACAAUGACUAAUGUCCUGGGGGACUCAAUCGGAGCGGCUGUCAUUGAGCAUUUGUCCCAGCGCGAGUUGGAGCUGCAGGAAGCUGAGCUCACCCUCCCCAGCCUGGGGAAGCCUUACAAGUCACUGCAGGAGAAGGGGGCAUCCAGAGGACGGGGAGGCAACGAGAGUGCCAUGUGAAAGCCUCCGCUCUGCUGCCAAGAGAGGAGGGAAGGGAGCUGGGGAGGAGAGUCUGGGUGAACACCCAUGGCCUGGUUGACCUGCCAGUGAUCACACAGGUUCUGCUUCACUUGUUAGGGGGGAAACUGAGAUAAAGGAGCAGGAAUGAAAGAUGUCCAAGAUCUCUGUUUCUGAGCUUACUGAGAGCUAGAGGGAAGGUGGUGAGCAAGGAAGGGGAGGGAAUGAAUGAUUCCCUGGGUUUGGAAGAAAGAAGACUUCAAAUUCAACAAGGAGAGGGGUCAGCUCAUGUCCCUGUUUUCUCAAAAAGUGGCAGAUCUGAAGAGAAUAAAGGAAAACCACUGUUUCUCAUAAUUAAACAGUAUCCACGCCUACUGCGGUGGGGACCUACAGGCCACCUUCAGGUUUGAUGAUUCACUAGGAGUCACAGAACUCACUGAAGCCAUGUUACUUAUGGUUAUGGCUUAUCUGAGUGAAAGGAUACAGAUUAAAAUGAUUAAAAGCAAAAAGUAGAUCAGGCAGAGUCCAGGAGAGACCAGGUAUGAGCUUCCAGUUGUUCUUGUCCGGUGGAAUUGUGUAGACAUGCUUACUUCACUGAGUAACUUCGUGUGACAUGUACAAAGUAUUGCCAAUCUGGGAGGCUCACCUGAGCCUUGGUGUCCAGCUUUUUUUUCAAUUAAAGUUUUCAUUUUGAAAUAACAUCAAAUUUCCAGGACAGUUGCAAAAAUAAUAAAAACCAAUAUAGAGAUACCCCUCCCCUACCAGAUACUCAGAUCCACCAAUUUUAACAUUUUGAUACAUUUGCUGUAUUAUUCUAUCUAUCUAUCUAUCUAUCUAUUUAUCUAUCUAUCAUUUAUCUAUUUCUCCAU
This is a messenger RNA of Choloepus didactylus (southern two-toed sloth), 3037 nucleotides long. RefSeq names its product solute carrier family 1 member 6 (gene SLC1A6). NCBI's taxonomy places the organism in Eukaryota, Metazoa, Chordata, Mammalia, Pilosa, Megalonychidae. Gene Ontology annotation, molecular function: neutral L-amino acid transmembrane transporter activity; L-glutamate transmembrane transporter activity; glutamate:sodium symporter activity. Gene Ontology annotation, biological process: L-glutamate transmembrane transport. The transcript has 10 exons. Bases 483 to 2171 code for a protein of 562 amino acids. The record is from RefSeq and is a predicted model, not a curated record. Gene Ontology annotation, cellular component: plasma membrane.